Ornithodoros turicata is the source of this 2721-nucleotide messenger RNA. RefSeq lists its product as uncharacterized. The transcript has a single exon. The coding region runs from base 1 to 2094 and encodes 697 amino acids. The record is from RefSeq and is a predicted model, not a curated record. Lineage: Eukaryota; Metazoa; Arthropoda; Arachnida; Ixodida; Argasidae.
AUGCGUGAAGCCAGUGAAGUAGAGGAGCAUGACCCUUCAGUUGCAAGACCAGACAGUGUGAAGCAACUAGCUCUCCUAUUGCUGAAAUGGAAAGAAGGCAGACGUCUUCCAGACAGCACGCUCAAUGAAAUCACAAACGAUGUGAUCCUGUACAUCCAAGGUUUAGCUGAGCAAGGACCUCCUGGGGAUGUGCAAGAACGGUUGCUGUCACUCACGGAGCAGGGCAUUGAGCAACUGAAGACGAGACUCGGCCGGGAAAGUUACUGGAAGGCAUUUCUGCCAUUUGUUGAGCCUCAAGAAGUGCAACUGGGUCGGAACGACCGUGGCAAAACUGACGUGUUCCACUAUGUGCCCAUUCGUGAUGUUUUAAAGAACGUGCUACAGGUCCCCGGCACAUUCGAAACUCUGCAACAACCAAGCAUAGAGGAGGGUCGUCUUUCAACUGUCUUUCACGGAACAGCAUUUCAGGAGCACUCCUACUUUUCUGGAAACACAUCUAAACUGUGCUUACAACUCUACAGUGAUGAGUUCGAAGUCUGCGAUCCACUGGGGAGUAAGAGAGGUAUCCAUAAACUCGUCGCCGUGUACUUCACUCUUCUAAACCUACCACAGCAAUCAAGAUCAUCUAUCUCAAAUAUUCAUCUCGUCCUCCUUGCGAAGGACAAACAUGUAAAUACUUAUGGACUAGACAAUAUACUUGCCCCACUAUUGAAAGACAUUGCUUUCCUUGAGACGGAAGGAAUUGUUGUUGAGGGGCAAACGCUGAAAGGAACAGUGCUCGUAGUUACAGGAGACAAUUUGUCACUUCACCGCCUCGGCGGAUUCAAGUGCAGUUUCACACAAGGUAGGAUAUGCAGGUUCUGCUUGGCGCUUCGUCACGAAAUCGGUUUCAAACACCAGGAACAGGACUUCGUACUUCGAACACCGACAGCUCACCAACAUCACCUAUGUAUGCUCAGAGCCGGUGCAUCAACUGUGCCCCUCUAUGGUGUAAAGGAGCCUUGUGCUUUGACGUUUUCAGGUUUUGACCCAACAUGCCACCUGCCUCCUGACGUGAUGCAUGACGUUCUCGAGGGUAUAAUCCCAUUUGUACUUAAGCACGUAACUGCAAGCCUUAUAUCCUUCCAGUUCUUUGCCCUAGAUGAUCUUAACAAGGAAAUCAUUCACUUUCCCUAUGCUGUAAAUGAUAGAAGAAACAAGCCAGAACAGCUUUCCCGUGACUUUAUCUACAAGAAAGGCAGCAUCAAGGGAAAUGCAAGUCAAAUUUUUUGUUUGUUUCGCCACCUUGGGUGUUAUGUGGGGGAUCGUGUGCCUUCUGACUGUCCGGUUUGGAGACUGUACACUUUACUAAGAGAGGUCGUUGACCUUAUUAUGGCAAGAAGCAUUCCUGUGACUCACAUACCAUACCUUCAACGUUGCAUCACCAUGUUUCUGGUAGAUUUUCAUGAUCAAUUUCCAUCCACAGCAGUUCCACCGAAGAUGCAUUUUUUAGUGCAUUAUCCAUCAUAUAUCCAGAAGUACGGUCCCCUCAGAGGUCUCUGGGCUAUGCGCUUUGAGGCCAAGCAUCAAUAUUUCAAAGACACUGCCCGUAAAACACGCAAUUUUAAGAACAUCACCCUCAGUUUGACCACAAGACAUCAGUGCCUACAGAUGUACAUGUUUUCGCAGAGUUCUAGUGAAAAUAAACUCACAACAGCAGGCAGCAAACCAUGCCUCAUUGAGCACUUGCCAGAUGUACUCAAGUUGUACCUUAGUCAUCAGAUGAUUCUUUGUGAGAGUAGUGUUGUGCUAAAAUCUGUCACUAUUAAUGGCACUGUAUGUUCGUCAGGCUGUGUGUUUGUAGCUAAGGUUACCGAUGAUGACCUUCCAGAGUUUUUUCAAAUCUGUGACAUUUAUGCUGUCAAUCGGAUGAUUCUUGGAGUUGCGCAAGUUUUGCAGACUGUGGAGUUUGACAAGCACUUCCACCUGUAUGUUAUCAAUUUUACUUCCGAAUACAGAGUUGUGGACAAUCUUCAGGACAUUGGAUAUGAACCGCUUUUUGUUCAGAUGCGAGGGAACAGGCAUAUAAUCAAUCCCCGCCAUGCAUUAUGCUAAAAAGAAGAGGUACAUGGGACAGUCUUCAUUUUUGAGAAGUCCCCAAGUUCCAAAGGUUACAUCUGUAGUUCUGUGAUUUCUGUGGAUGCAUGACCAUAUAUCCUUAGAAUAUCCAGCUGGCAGUAAUAUCUGUUUUAUACAGCAUGCAGAAUUCAAAGUUGUUUAUUGCAAAUGCGUCAAGAUGUCAUGAAUGUCAUCAGUAUGUUAUUUCAUUUCUAUGUUUAUAUCCAUUUCAGACCUGUCUACAUUACUGUGUUCUAACGUAAUUUGUUGUGUGCUACUUUGUAAUCUGUUCUUAAUCAAUGCAGUUCACUUUACUCUAUUUUGGGAGUACUUACAUUGCCACUUAUGUCAGCUUUAAUGUGCAUCACAUUUUAUACCGUACGUUAAACUGGCGAUAGAUGUCGUGCUAAAUUUACAGUUGAAUAACAUUUUAUAUUUGUUUUGUAUAAGUACUUGUCUUUGACAGUUAUUUUCUAUCCCUAACGGUUCCUUUGUUGUUGUGUCACAGCUAGUGUAUGAAACACCAUUUUGAAAUGUUUCACCCUUGAAAAUAAACAGCAUGUCGGCAUAUCCAUGCAUGUUACAAUGUGGCCAGCCACAUAAUGCGUCUUUGGGUGUCCUAUG